AUGCUGUCUACACUUCGAAACGUCCUCGCCAUAGCGGCAAUGCUGGUCACAUUGUCGGUCACACCGGCCGCUGCACUCCCCAACAUCCGCGUGCUGCCUUUAGGCGACUCUAUCACAAAAGGAACGGGUUCUUCAGGACUAAUUGGCUAUCGCGGGCCAUUGCGACAAAAGCUCCUCAAUCAGGGCGUCAAGGUCAACAUGGUGGGCACGUUAAAGAAUGGCAAUAUGGUGGAUGGACACCACGAAGGACACAGCGGAAAGCUUCUUUCCGAUAUCAACGGAUACUGGCAAAUGCCGAUCAAAGCCCGGCCCAACGUCGUACUCAUCCACGCCGGCACCAAUAACAUGGACCGCGGAAUAGAUCUCGACAUCGCAGCAAGCAUUAUGGCUGAUAUUGUCGACGGGAUCUUCAAAGUCGCUCCGGACGUCACCAUCUGCCUUGCACCUGUUAUCUGGGCCAACGACGCCAAGAUGCAAGUAAACACCGACAAAUUCAACCCUAAGAUCAGGUCGCUUAUCGCUGCGAGACAAAAGUCUGGCAAGCAUAUCCUGGAAGUGCCGAUUGAUAUCAAGAAAGCCGAUCUUGGUGACACGAAACAUCCUAAUGACGAUGGAUAUGAAAAGAUGGCUGAUGCUUGGUUGAAGGCAAUUCUCCAGGCUGAUAAGAAGGGUUGGUUGAAGAUGCCUAUCAAGAUGAGUCCCGAAGAUGCUCCUGGAACUGGCUUGGGGGCAUAA
This is a messenger RNA of Fusarium sp. VM40, 735 nucleotides long. Lineage: Eukaryota; Fungi; Ascomycota; Sordariomycetes; Hypocreales; Nectriaceae. The record is from the annotation of a GenBank genome assembly.